This is a messenger RNA of Danio aesculapii, 4793 nucleotides long. It is a transcript of the gene s100u, whose product is annotated as S100 calcium binding protein U. Gene Ontology annotation, molecular function: calcium ion binding. The coding region runs from base 255 to 902 and encodes 215 amino acids. The transcript has 4 exons. Lineage: Eukaryota; Metazoa; Chordata; Actinopteri; Cypriniformes; Danionidae. The record is from RefSeq and is a predicted model, not a curated record. Gene Ontology annotation, cellular component: perinuclear region of cytoplasm.
GCUGUGAAACGACAUUCUCGUGUUAUAAUGUUGAUGUUACAGCUGUGGACAACAUCAGAAAGAUCUGGGUUAGCCCAUUAAUCACAUCAAAACUCAACUGUCCUGUUUGAAGUAGCAAAAUUAGUUCGUCCCCUUGUUAGUUCCCCUCCUCCAGUCCAGGUAAGAGAAGAGAAGGAAAAGAAAAAAAGAGGCUUUACUGCUGCUACUACGAACUGUCAAUCUGUGCUGUCCCCAUUUUAGGAGCUAAGUCUACUAUGGAGUCAGCGAUUAAGACCGUUGUGGGUGUUUUCCUGAAGUCCUCUAAAGGCAAGGAGAACCUAGGAGGAAAGGAGUUCCAGAGUCUGGUGAAGAACCAGCUGAAGAACAUUCUGACGGGCUCAGAGGACAACGAGGCAGUAAAAACCAUGCGUGAACAGCUCGACAACAACCAGGAUGGCAAGGUCAGUUUCAAGGAAUACAUGAAUCUGGUGGGUUAUCUGGCACAGGCCGUGAGCGAACAGCGCUGUCUGGAGACAGAAACACCAGCGGAGACUCCGGUCCAGGAGAGCCAGCCCCAAGCCGCAGCGAAUGUCCAGGCGGAACCACAACAAGCAGAACCACAGGCGGAAAAAGACAAGAAGAAGGAAGAAGAGAAGCCGGCGGCGGAGGAGAAGAAGCCAAAGGAAGAGACAAACAAAGAGGUGGAACAGAAAGGAGCUAAAGCUGAAGAGAAAAAAGUCGAAGAGAAAAAAGCUGAAGCGAAUCAAGCCGUAGAGAAUAAAGCCGAAGAGAAAAAGGUCGAAGAGAAAAAAGCUGAAGCGAAUCAAGCCGUAGAGAAUAAAGCCGAAGAGAAAAAGGUCGAAGAGAAAAAAGCUGAAGAGAAUAAAGCUGAAGAAAAGAACAUAAAAGAGGAAGCAUCAUAGGAGCUGGAGGAAGUCGCAUCUCUAAUGCUUCCAUGUUCGUUUUAUCUGUCAUUUUUUUUUAUUAUUGUGGUAUUUUAAUACAUACGUACAUACAUACCAGAAACUACCCGAUACACUACACAUUUUACAGUCCAAAGAGUCCUCCUAAUACAGUUUUUUGAUAUCGCUAGGACCCGUUUUUGAAAUAUUUAGGUUACUUUUUAAAAACUCUUUGUGGAAAACAUUAUAGGAUGAUCAAAUUAAAAUGACUUUUAUCAUACGGUUUGCAAUACAUAAACUCAUAAUCGUGAGUUAUCAACAUAAUUUUAUAAUUGUGAGAUAUAAACUUUGGUUUUUAAGAUAUAAACACUAUACAAUGUAAAAAAAAAAGUUAUGGUAAAAGAAGCUGGCAGCUGUACUUGCCAAUUUUAGCAUUAAAAAAAACUUAAUGCAGUAACCAUGAUCAACAUUAGAUGUAACACUAACUCAAAUAUACAUAAUGAGAAAAAAAUACUAAAUAUAACAAUAGUAAUGGCAAUGAAAAAACAAAAAGUUUCACGAAGGAAAUUCCCAAGAAAUCAAUGGUUUAUAUGCACAAAGACUUUUAAAUUCAGCCAGCCAGAAUCAGCUCUUCCGGUGGACUGUCUUUCCAUUAUAAACUGCCACAUUUAAGGUCUGAUUUCUUAAAAAAUUUAUCUUCGCUACCUGAUAGAUAUACAAUAUAAAGUGGGUCCCAGACCCGACAAGAAGCACUCCAUUAAAUUCCAUUUUCCCCACCAUAAAAUAAAAUGUUUAUUUUACUGUAUUUUAUUGUAUUUUCAAUAGAUUUUCUGCGCUCGCCUUCUGGUUCUGACGGAGGUCUUCACACCGUCUUUCAUCUCGUUUUACACUUGAGCAACUAAAUGAAUGCUUAAGUUUAUUUAACUGAAUGCAUUGUAAUUAUGUUACAACAUCGAUGCUAUAAAAGGAACCUUAUGAAAUUGAUAAUAGUCACAUUAAGCUUUCACUGGAAGUUUAUCAUUGGCUGAUAAACACUAGCUGUACAUAGAGCCCAUUGUAGUGUUAAUCACGGUUAUUUAUGUCCAGUUCUAGUAAUUUUUAAAGCGUAUAAAGAAAAAAGGCCACAAUUGCAUUGUAUAAACUAUGAAUUCUUUUUGUGAAAAAGAUUUUGAGAAAAAAAAUUGAACUAAUAUAUACUCAAAACUAUAAAACAAUUCAGCUGAAAAGUCGUAAUUGUGAUGUAUAAACUAAAAAUUAUGAGGAAAAGAAGUCAGAGUUGCGAUAAAUAAACUUACACUUGCAUAACAAACAAGUUUUCAGAAUCACAAAUAGAUACAGAUACAACAUCGCAGUUCCUGAAAAAGUCAAAAUUGUCAGAUAUAAACUAAGAAUAGCAGGAUAUAAACUCAUAAUUAUGAAAAAAGUAAUUAGUAAUUGUGAAAAAAAAAUCACAAUUGUAAAAACUUACAAAUUUCUAAAUUUCAUAGUUUUAGCUCAUUCACACUACGAGCGACUCGCAGCUGCAAAGAGACAAGCAGCCAUUCAUUUCAACUGAGAGCAAGCGAUUUCCAGUGACCUCCGUCUAUGCAAGCAACAGCGACCGUCUGCGAAAAAGUUACGAAUUUUAGGCAAAUGAGCGACUUUCUUGAGCGUCAGCCAAUGGACCCUUUUCACAAGCCUGUUAUGAUGCAUUUAACGGUCAUCAUAAUCUUAAAUCCUUUUUUGAAAGUUUUUUUUUUAUUAUUUUUUAGAGGUUUUCACCUUUAAUGACAGGACAUUGGAGAUUUACAGUCUGGAAAGUAAAGGGAGCAGAGAGAGGAGAAGGAUAGGCAAAGGACCUCGAGCUGAGAAUCGAACUCGGGUCGCCGCGAGCACCUGGGUGCUAUAUGUCGACGCACUAACCACAAGGCUAUUGGCGCCGACCUUGAAAGUUUUUAAUAUUUAGAUUUUUUUUUUUUAUCGUAUGAACAUUUAUAUGCAUCUAUGAGUGUUUUAUAUCAUCUUUGCAUCAAAUUACAAAAAAAUAAUUUGCUUAUGUGAGGUGUUUCUACAGCAGUGUCUACGAGGCUAAGAGUAAAUUUGAACAUAUUCUCUCCUCUGGCUGCCGUCAUCAGUCUCACACAAUUUUUUUUCUUUUUUCAGAAAGUCUUGAUAACGCCAUCGUGGAGUUUUUCUUUGAUUAUUUUAGAAAAUAGGAUCGUAAAAAUAUUAUUUGUUGUACUCUCGAUUCACUGCGCUCUAAGUUUACCCAACCAUGACGCCUUCCGCUACUAAGAAACCUGGAAAUGUGAAAAGGGUCAAUAGGAACACCAGUAGAGCUCACGUGAGCCUCUCUCAGCUCCUGCAGAGGCUGGUUGUAUUCUCCGUGCUGUAGAACUUCACAGACCUGCAUAUGCAGCAGAUCGCCACCCAGAACGACAGUCAAAGUCCUGUAUAGUGUGAAUGAGGCAUUAUAUUUACCUUUAACGUACAAAUUUGGAGCUGUAACACCUUUUGCAGCUUUUCAUCUGACAGUGUAGAACAAUUUCAGCCCAGGCUUGGUGAAAACAUAUGCCUCAGACUAUAUUUUUCCGAAACGUAAAAUACAUUCCUCCAGGUACGUUUUGUUGCACGUUUUAGAUGAAAAAUCCACUAGAGGGCGCUGUGUACACUUUUGCGAAUCUGAAAUUUGUUACUUAGGGUGUGUUUUAUGUUUCGAAUAUACAUUCUUUACACAGAGCUCUAAAUAUCAUUGAUAGGAACAAAACUUGUUGGCGUCGUACUGUCCCAUAUCAUUCAUUUGACCUUUUACCUGCAGUCAAAGGUAUGUUUAAGUGGAUUUUUGUGGUUUCACAAAAAUCGUUGCUGAAGCACAUAAUUGCAAACGUUUGUAAUUCUGAGUAUAUCUUGCGAUUCAGAAUUGUCAUAAUAAAAAACACAAGUUGUUCUUUCACACCACUAAAGUUUGUCACCCAACAAAAACACAUUAAGCAAUGAACUAAAUACACUAACAACAGCUAGCACUAAUUUACAAUGUUUUCGUUUGUAUUUAUUCCCCCAAAACAAGAAUGAUAUCUCUUUAAUGUAACAUGAGUACACUUUUCUUUGUAAAUUCUCUUUUUUGUGUGUGUGUGUGUGUGACAGACUAUAAUGAAAUCGAUGAACCAUUGUUUACAAUUUUAGCUACAUCGAAUUGUUUUGAUAGUGUUUUAUUUCUUAGAUUUGGAAUACGUUUUUUUUAAUAUGGUAUUUUUGAGGAAAUGUAGCAAAUUGCAGUCUAAUUGACUGUUGUGUUGUUAGUUUUGAUCAUGUAAACACUAUUAAAUGAUCCACAUUUUAAAACUCUUCACAGUUUCAAAAAGCAACUUAAUAUUUAAAAGCGAGUCCUAGCGAUUGUUAAAAAACACUACUAAUUUUUGUUUGUAUGCACAUGUGUUCAUGCCUGUGAUUAGUUUUGUAAUAAUAUAGUGUGUGAUAGAAGUUGUCAACAGCCGCAAAUGUGACCAAUGGCCAAAGGGGUGCAAUAAUAAAUAAAUGUCCUUUUUUUAUUUGAGCCAGAUUUGUUGUAUAAGGGUACUGCAACCACUGUAUCCCCUCGCUAAAAUGUCCACAAAACAUCCGUGAAUGAAGAUCAGACGUCAUGUUUAUAGCGUAAAUGUUGAAAAAAAGACUAUGUUUACUUUAGUUUGUGCCACCUUCGACUCCGGUGCUAGUCGUAAAUGUGUUUUUCAGUGUUGCAGAAGCAUAAAAUCAACAUUUUUUACCUUGCUCGCCGAAAUGCCUUUCUGCAGGAGUUUAUCUAAUUGCAUCACCAUUUUAAAAUGUAGGACUUGCAUUUGUGGUGCACAUGGGAACACUAUAUGCAGUCCUCAUAAUUUGUUGUUCACAUUUCUGGGCCUUGUUUGCAUGAGAAUAAACAAAUUUGCUUUUGAA